Molecule: messenger RNA, 882 nt
Organism: Suillus fuscotomentosus
Lineage: Eukaryota; Fungi; Basidiomycota; Agaricomycetes; Boletales; Suillaceae
Product: acyl-CoA N-acyltransferase
Exons: 4
Coding region: 117-692 (191 amino acids)
Biological process (GO): UDP-N-acetylglucosamine biosynthetic process
Cellular component (GO): endoplasmic reticulum-Golgi intermediate compartment; endoplasmic reticulum; Golgi apparatus
Molecular function (GO): monosaccharide binding; glucosamine 6-phosphate N-acetyltransferase activity
Source: RefSeq, a predicted model, not a curated record
GGCAUAUGUACGAGAUGCCAUUCAACCAACAACCUACUCAUCAGCCAUCGUAUCGCCGUUCACUUCAGAAUCAGUACUCACUUGAAUAUUCUUCUUAACUCAUUCUCACUACUACAAUGUCAAUAAUCAACACCGCGUCCACGACACGCGCAGAUCUCCCAUCCCUAGACCUUAUGUUCCCUCAAGAGCUCAUUUCACUUGAGGUUUCAGCACAGCUUCCCUCUGAUCUCCAGAUACGCCCGCUUGCGUCAACAGACUACAAACGCGGGCAUCUCGAUGUCCUUUCUGGGUUAUCCGUCGUCAACGACCUCGGCGAGGUAGCGUGGGUCAAUCAGUUCCACGCCAUGCGCGCAACACCGGGCGCAUACUUCUCCAUCGUCAUCCUCGACAAGGCGAGCGACAAGAUCAUCGGAGUCGGUACCGUCUUCAUCGAGCGCAAGUUCCUCCGUGGUCUUGGCAGCGUCGGCCACGUCGAGGAUAUCGCCGUCGACAAAAACUACCAGGGCAAGAAGCUUGGCCUCCGUAUCAUUCAGGCUCUCACGCAUAUCAGUGAGAGCAGCGGCUGUUAUAAAACCAUCUUGAACUGUAAUGAUACUAACAUUCCCUUUUACGAAAAGUGUGGCUAUGUCAAGAAGGAGAACGAGAUGGCAAAGUACGCCCCAGAGCGUGUCAAUAACGCACCAAAACUUUGAUUUGCCAUCUCAUCUAUUGGACUACACUAGUAUAUACCAUCGUCAUCAAUUGCCCGUAUUCUAGAUCUUCCUGCGGACAUCCUGUACGGAUACCUUGCACAUACCUGUAUCAUUGGUUUUAUUGCCAACAUAUUUGAUUAACAGCUCUACCUCGAGAGCUAAUUGAGCAUCGAAAUGCAUGAGAUCUACG